Arabidopsis arenosa is the source of this 4523-nucleotide messenger RNA. NCBI's taxonomy places the organism in Eukaryota, Viridiplantae, Streptophyta, Magnoliopsida, Brassicales, Brassicaceae. The record is from the annotation of a GenBank genome assembly.
AAUCAUCGAAACAGAGCACGGAACAGUCAAUGGGAACCACCUCCAUCGGGAUGGCUAAAAUGCAACUUUGAUAGUGGUUUUAGUAAGGGGAGAGACUAUACAACGACAGGUUAGAUCAUAAGAGAUGAGACUGGUCAUAUGGUUAGCUCUGGAUGUGCGAAACUUCAGCAAUCACACUCUGCGCUGCAGGCGGAAGCUCUCGGGUUCCUUCAUGUCUUGCAGGUUGUUUGGAUGCAAGGACAUCGAUGCGUUUGGUUUGAAGGCGACAAUAGUGAAUUGGUCAGGCUGAUAAAUUCAAAUGGGAAUCAUAUUAAAAUCGGGACUCUUCUCUACGAUAUUCACCAAUGGAGGACUAAACUGCGGUUAUCAUCUUUGCAUCAUGUAAACAGAGAGAAAAAUGCUGCCGCAGAUAUGUUAUCAAAGAGAGCUCAUAGUAUCAAUUCUAUGUACCGACCUAAACUUGCUCCAUUCUGCAUUGCUUCACUUCAUAUCGUGAAUUUGGGUAUCUACUUUGUACAGUUGAUCAAAGAAUCAAAGCUAUCAAGAGAAUUCAGUCGAAAGAUACAAAUUGUAGACUAUGCUCCAUUAGUCCAAACGUUAAGCCAGAGAAGAUUGCCUGAUGUUGCUCAUGAGAUUUUCAUCCAAACGAAAUCAGUUAACUUGUUACCAAAUUAUAGAACCCUUUGCGCUCUUAUGCUUUGCUUUGCUGAAAAUGGGUUUGUUCUUCGAGCACGUACGAUUUGGGAUGAGAUUUUAAACAGUUCUUUCGUGCCUGAUAGCUUUGUCGUCUCUAAGCUUAUAUCUGCUUAUGAGCAGGUUGGUUGUUUUGAUGAAGUUGCCAAAAUCACCAAGGAUGUUGCUGCAAUGCAUUCGACGCUGCUUUCGGUUGUGUAUUCAGUUGUUAUAUCGUGUUUUGGUAAGAAUGGUCAGUUGGAAUUGAUGGAGGGUGUUAUAGAGGAAAUGGAUUCGAAGGGAAUGUCGUUAGAUUCUGCUACUGCUAAUGCGAUUGUUAGAUACUUUAGUUUUUUCGGUACAUUAGAUAAGAUGGAGCAGGCUUAUGGCCGGCUUAAGAAGUUUGGAAUUGUGAUAGAGGAAGAAGAGAUAAGAGCUGUGUUGUUAGCAUACUUAAAACAAAGGAAGUUUUAUCGGCUACGUGAGUUUUUGUCAGAUGUUGGUCUCGGUAGAAGAAAUCUUGGGAAUAUGUUAUGGAAUUCUGUAUUACUGUCAUUUGCAGCUGACUUUAAGAUGAAAAGCUUGCAGAGAGAGUUUAUUGGAAUGCUUGAUGCGGGUUUCUCUCCUGACCUUACUUCCUUUAAUAUCCGCGCCCUUGCGUUUUCUAGAAUGGCUCUUUUCUGGGAUCUACAUCUUACUCUUGAACAUAUGAGACGUUUGAACAUUGUUCCGGAUCUUGUGACUUUCGGAUGUGUGGUUGAUGCAUACAUGGAUAAGCGACUAGCAAGAAAUUUGGAGUUUGUAUACAACCAAAUGAACUUGGACGACUCUCCUGUUGUCUUAACUGAUCCACUUGCAUUUGAAGUACUGGGGAAAGGGGAUUUCCAUCUUAGCUCAGAAGCUGUUUUGGAGUUCACUCCACGGGAAAACUGGACAAAAAUGGCGUCUGAUAUCUCAUGGGAUGAAAUCAAGAAAGAAAAUGUGGAUCUUGAGCGGAUCCCUGUUGAAGAAGUGUUUGAGCAGCUGAAAUGCUCAAAAGAAGGUUUGUCAAGCGAUGAAGGGAAGAAAAGGCUUGAAAUAUUUGGGGCAAACAAGCUUGAAGAGAAGUCUGAGAACAAGUUUUUGAAAUUCUUGGGGUUCAUGUGGAAUCCUCUCUCAUGGGUUAUGGAGUCUGCUGCAAUCAUGGCUAUUGUUUUAGCUAACGGAGGAGGAAAGCCGCCGGAUUGGCAAGAUUUUAUUGGUAUUAUGGUGUUGCUUAUCAUCAACUCCACCAUCAGCUUCAUCGAGGAGAACAAUGCUGGUAAUGCCGCCGCUGCUCUCAUGGCAAAUCUUGCACCCAAGACUAAGGUGUUGAGAGAUGGUAAAUGGGGUGAGCAAGAGGCUUCAAUCUUGGUUCCGGGAGAUUUGAUAAGCAUCAAAUUGGGUGACAUUGUUCCUGCUGAUGCUCGUCUCCUCGAGGGAGAUCCUUUAAAAAUUGACCAAUCUGCUCUUACUGGUGAAUCCCUUCCAGUCACCAAACACCCUGGAGAUGAAGUAUUCUCAGGCUCAACCUGCAAGCAAGGUGAGAUUGAGGCUGUUGUGAUUGCUACGGGUGUUCACACCUUCUUUGGCAAGGCUGCUCAUCUUGUCGACAGUACCAACAAUGUUGGCCAUUUUCAAAAGGUUUUGACAUCAAUUGGUAACUUCUGUAUAUGCUCAAUUGGAUUGGGAAUGUUGAUUGAAAUAUUGAUUAUGUACCCUAUCCAACACCGCACAUACAGAGACGGUAUUGAUAAUCUAUUGGUACUUUUGAUUGGAGGAAUUCCAAUCGCCAUGCCAACAGUUUUAUCUGUAACAAUGGCCAUUGGGUCACAUAGACUCUCUCAACAAGGUGCCAUCACCAAGAGGAUGACUGCAAUUGAAGAAAUGGCUGGAAUGGAUGUUCUCUGCAGCGAUAAGACUGGAACUCUAACCCUUAACAAGCUCUCCGUCGACAAGUCCUUGAUUGAAGUGUUUCCAAAGAACAUGGAUACUGAUUCUGUUGUAUUGAUGGCUGCAAGAGCUUCCAGGAUUGAAAAUCAAGAUGCCAUUGAUGCUUCCAUCGUUGGAAUGUUGGGUGAUCCAAAAGAGGCAAGAGCAGGAAUCACAGAGGUGCAUUUUUUGCCAUUUAACCCUGUAGAUAAACGUACAGCCAUCACAUACAUCGAUGAAAGCGGAGACUGGCAUCGGAGCAGCAAAGGAGCUCCUGAGCAGAUCAUCGAACUCUGCAAUCUCCAAGGAGAGACUAAAAGAAAAGCACAUGAAGUUAUUGAUGGUUUUGCUGAACGUGGGCUUCGUUCUCUUGGUGUUGCUCAACAGACUGUGCCUGAGAAAACUAAGGAAAGUGAUGGUAGUCCAUGGGAGUUCGUUGGUCUGUUGCCACUCUUUGACCCGCCAAGACAUGACAGUGCGGAAACUAUUAGACGUGCCCUUGAGCUUGGUGUCAAUGUUAAGAUGAUUACAGGUGACCAACUUGCCAUUGGUAUUGAGACUGGUCGUAGGCUUGGCAUGGGGACCAACAUGUACCCAUCCACUUCACUCCUUGGCAAUUCAAAGGAUGACUCAUUAGUUGGCAUCCCUAUCGAUGAGCUAAUUGAGAAAGCUGAUGGAUUUGCUGGAGUUUUCCCUGAGCACAAGUAUGAGAUCGUAAAGAAGCUACAAGAGAGGAAGCACAUUUGUGGGAUGACUGGAGAUGGUGUAAACGAUGCUCCAGCUUUGAAGAAAGCGGAUAUUGGAAUUGCAGUAGCAGAUGCUACUGAUGCGGCGAGAAGCGCCUCAGACAUUGUUCUAACAGAACCAGGACUAAGCGUGAUAGUGAGUGCCGUGUUGACAAGUCGCGCUAUCUUCCAGAGGAUGAAAAACUACACAAUCUACGCUGUUUCCAUCACUAUCCGUAUUGUUUUGGGAUUCAUGCUUGUUGCUUUGAUCUGGAGAUUUGAUUUUGCACCUUUCAUGGUCUUGAUUAUCGCAAUCCUAAAUGAUGGAACCAUCAUGACUAUCUCUAAGGACAGGGUGAAACCGUCCCCAGUGCCAGAUUCUUGGAAGCUCAAUGAGAUUUUUGCAACUGGCGUUGUUCUCGGAACAUACAUGGCUCUUACCACUGUGCUCUUUUUCUGGCUAGCUCAUGACACAAACUUCUUCAGCAAAACAUUUGGGGUGAGGUCCAUACAAGGAAAUGAAGAAGAGCUUAUGGCAGCUUUGUAUCUUCAAGUGAGCAUCAUAAGUCAAGCACUUAUCUUUGUAACCAGAUCAAGGAGUUGGUCAUUCGUUGAGCGACCUGGGUUUUUGCUCCUAAUAGCCUUUGUUAUAGCACAAUUGGUGGCUACAUUGAUCGCUGUGUAUGCAAAUUGGGGAUUUGCAAGAAUCGUGGGUUGUGGAUGGGGAUGGGCUGGAGUCAUAUGGGUAUACAGUAUCAUUACCUACAUUCCUCUUGACAUCCUUAAGUUCAUCAUCCGUUACGCUCUCACUGGAAAGGCUUGGGAUAACAUGAUCAACCAGAAAACUGCGUUCACAACAAAGAAAGAUUAUGGAAAAGGAGAAAGGGAGGCUCAAUGGGCACUAGCCCAACGUACACUCCAUGGUCUUCCACCUCCGGAAGCAAUGUUCCAUGACAAUAAAAAUGAGCUCUCUGAAAUAGCAGAGCAGGCCAAAAGGCGCGCCGAAGUUGCUAGGCUAAGAGAGCUUCACACUCUAAAGGGUCACGUUGAAUCUGUAGUGAAGCUCAAGGGACUUGACAUUGAUACCAUUCAACAACACUACACUGUUUAAUCAUUUCUAGGGUCACUACUAUGAAUGAGCCCUAAUGAGUAACAAAAUAAGCUAUGUAUUCUCCU